Molecule: messenger RNA, 855 nt
Organism: Caenorhabditis bovis
Lineage: Eukaryota; Metazoa; Nematoda; Chromadorea; Rhabditida; Rhabditidae
Source: the annotation of a GenBank genome assembly
AUGAGCACAGUAAACUCAAAGCGUCUACUUGGGAGGCUAGACCUUAAAGACGCCAAUAUAACCGCAACACUCUGUCAUCUUUUUUCCACAGCAUUAGCGAUUGCGGCAUUACUUUCAAAUGACUGGAUCAUCAUCGAAUCUGAUGUGAACAACCAAACAAGUGUCGACUAUUCGGAUUUUAUGUUUCAAAUGAAUGCAAAUGCGGAUCGUUGUGAAUCAAUUGGUUGUCGCGACUUCUGGAAGCCUGCUCGUUUUGGUGGUUUCAUUGACCAGAAUGGAAGAUCUCACAUUGCUUUUCAUUCAGACGGAAGAGUUAUCCUGGACUGCAUAACUCCGGCUAUUGCUAAUUUAUUCUACAUACUUAUUGCCCUUUGCUUCGUCGUCGCAAUUUCAUCAUCACUAGCCUGCUCAAUGAACCUCGUCCCGCCGCCCGGAGGAUUUCUUCUUUGGAUUCGCAAUAAUUCAAUCAUGGAGCUAUCAAAUAUGAUGCUCACAUUGUGCACAUGCGUGUGCGCAAUUAUCGGCCAAUCCGAAGUGGCUAUGCAACGUCCAAAUGAUGACGUGACAAUUGGAUCAGGUGUAUUCUUCGUAUGCAUUUCGGGAUUGCUUUCAUUUGUCGCUUCAAUGUCGGCGAUUCGUCACAGCGCUAAACAACACCGAAUGCGCCGUAUCGAUAAUCAAAGAUUGCUGUGCGCUCGUUCGUUGCGCUCGUGGAGAGAUGCCGCUCGUCGACCAGAUGACACUCGUCCGAUUGUGGAUUUUGAAAGAUACUUGGACGAAUGCUCGACUGAAAUGACCGAGACGAAUCAAACCGAACAACAUCCAACUCAAACUGAACCAGUGAACGAAAUCUGA